AUGUUGAGAGACAUUGUAAAACAGUGUGCAGAGAGAGGCACAGUGUAUGCAUUUAAACCACCCACUCGACCAACACUUCCUACCAUCUGUUUUAUACCCGGGUUUAAAUCAGAUUUUGUCACUUCCAAAAAGUCACUUACUGUGUAUGACUAUGCAGUCAACAGUGGCCUGGGCUUUCUCUCAUGGAACCAUGCAGAUGGCUCAGUGUAUGAUUGGUAUCAAGACAGUGUAUCGUUCAUUCAAACACAUACCAAAGGCCUCUCUUACUUGGUUGGAGCCAGUUGUGGUCUAUGGAUCAGUCUGUUGGUUGCUAAGCAAAUGCCUGUACAAGGGAUCUUGGGUAUUGGAGGAAGUGUUAAUUUUACUGAACGAUGGCUAAUGAACGAGCUAUCAGAAGGACAGAGAGAUAUGAAUUAUAUAUGGAGAAGACCCUCACCCUAUGACCCAAAGGGAUAUUAUGACAUACCUGUCUCGUUUUUGUUAGAGUCAAAAAGGGCACUAAUCACCGAUUACAGUGACAUUCAGUGCGAAAGAAUCAUCAUGAUUCAUGGUGUACAUGAUAGAGAUGCUCCCCUUGAAUGUGCCAAGCAAAUAUCCAACCGACUAGGUAAACGAGCGUUACUUUAUCAAGUGGAUCAAGGCGAUCAUCGUCUAUCAAGUGAAAAGGAUCUUUGUUUUUUACGUGAAAAGCUACAUGAACUUGUAUCAAAUGAAUAA
Molecule: messenger RNA, 717 nt
Organism: Rhizopus microsporus ATCC 52813
Lineage: Eukaryota; Fungi; Mucoromycota; Mucoromycetes; Mucorales; Rhizopodaceae
Exons: 1
Coding region: 1-717 (238 amino acids)
Molecular function (GO): hydrolase activity, hydrolyzing O-glycosyl compounds
Source: RefSeq, a predicted model, not a curated record